Molecule: messenger RNA, 921 nt
Organism: Rhagoletis pomonella (apple maggot)
Lineage: Eukaryota; Metazoa; Arthropoda; Insecta; Diptera; Tephritidae
Product: zinc finger BED domain-containing protein 1-like
Exons: 2
Coding region: 1-921 (306 amino acids)
Source: RefSeq, a predicted model, not a curated record
AUGGUAGGAAAAGGCAAUCAUGCGCUUAGCAUUGUAGAAGAUUCCGAGUUUAAAAAUCUAAUUGAAAUGAUCACUCAUUGCCCAGGAUACAAGCUUCCUACGCGCAAAAGUUUGUCAAACUCGCUUUUGCCAAACGUUUAUAAUGAACUAAAGGCGAAACUACACGAAGAGAUACGUUUGGCAAGUGCUGUGUGCUUGAGCACAGAUGCAUGGACAUCGAGGGCCAAUCAAAGUUAUAUUGCAGUAACCGCACAUUUCGUAGAACCUGAAAAAGGUAUAUUAAAAUCUCACCUUAUAGCUUGUAUCGAAAAUGCGGAGCGUCAUACCAGUGACAACCUGUGUGCAACACUGAGAAAAAUAAUGGAUGAGUGGGAAAUUUCUAAUAAAAUUACAGCAGUUGUGUCAGAUAAUGCAGCAAAUAUUAUUGGAGCAAUAAAGAUAGGACAAUGGCGUUCAGUCCCAUGUUUCGCACACACACUUAAUUUAAUAGUUCAAAAAGGAUUGCAACAACUAGACAGUAUUAAAAUAAAAUCAAAAGCGAUUGCUGAGUUUUUUCAUCGAAGCGCUAAUGGGUUACAAAAACUAAUGGAAACACAAAAACAAUUAAAUAUGCCUGAAUUAAAAUUAAAAAUUGAUGUGCAAACGCGAUGGAACUCAACAUAUGAGAUGUUUGAUCGUCUAUUAAAGGUUAAAGAUGCCUUAAAUGUAGUUCUGUCACGUCUUAAGCCUGACCUUUGUAUGACUCACCAGGAGUGGGCUAUAAUAGAAGAAAUAGUACCCGUAUUGAAGCCAUUUUAUGAAGUGAGUACCGAGUUGUCCGCUGAGCAGAACGUUACUCUUUCCAAGGUUAAAGUACAAUACUCGACCCUCGAUUUAAAGGGCGUGGUUUCAAAAAUGAGUAUGCAUACAAAAGCGCAAUAG